AGGUGUAUUGGAUCUUGUUAUCAUCAGUUGCAUUUUCUCUGUUAGUACCACUCCGUACCUGGCAUCAUGCGCAUGUUGAGACUGACAGUGGUCACAUUGCUGGCUACAGCUUGCUGCACACUAACAGAUGGAGCAAUCAGCAUCACGUGUGAAGGCUCUGAUGCUUUACUGCAAUGUGACGGAGGUAAGAUCCAUAUCAAGCGUGCGAACUACGGUCGUCGUCAACACGAUGUGUGUUCUAUUGGGCGCCCUGUUAAGCAACUCACCGACACCAACUGCCUCAGCCAAUCCUCCACCAGCAAGAUGGCAGAAAGAUGUGGUGGGAAGAGCGAGUGUAUUGUCCCUGCAUCCAAUUUCGUUUUUGGAGACCCCUGUGUCGGGACUUAUAAGUACCUGGACACCAAAUACUCCUGUGUCCAACAGCAAGAAACAAUAAGCAGCAUCAUAUGUGAAGGCUCUGAUUCUCAACUACUAUGUGAUCGAGGUGAGAUCCGUAUUCAGCGUGCCAACUAUGGUCGUCGUCAACACGAUGUGUGUUCCAUUGGGCGCCCACAUAAACAACUCAAAAACACCAACUGCCUCAGCCUAUCCACCACCAGCAAAAUGGCAGAAAGAUGCGGUGGGAAGAGCGAGUGUAUUGUCCCUGCAUCCAAUUUCGUUUUUGGAGACCCCUGUGUCGGGACUUAUAAGUACCUGGACACCAAAUACUCCUGUGUCCAACAGCAAGAAACAAUAGGCAGCAUCAUAUGUGAAGGCUAUGAUUCUCAACUACUAUGUGAUCGAGGUGAGAUCCGUAUUCAGCGUGCCAACUAUGGUCGUCGUCAACACGAUGUGUGUUCCAUUGGGCGCCCACAUAAACAACUCAAAAACACCAACUGCCUCAGCCUAUCCACCACCAGCAAAAUGGCAGAAAGGUGUGAUGGAGAUCGCCAGUGUAUCGUCAAGGUAUCCAACUCUGUGUUCGGUGACCCCUGUGUCGGAACCUAUAAGUACUUGGAUGUGGCUUACACGUGUGACUGACUGGUAUCUUCCUGGUGAACCUGAAGAUGUGCAAGGCUGAUGGGAUAUCUUCAUCAGGUCUUGCUGUUUUCCUCCAACCUCUAAAUCAACUUCAAUGACUAUUGUAAACCUGUGUACAUUGUGCUGAAGCAUUACUUAAACAAUUUCUGAACUGUG
Molecule: messenger RNA, 1176 nt
Organism: Oncorhynchus kisutch (coho salmon)
Lineage: Eukaryota; Metazoa; Chordata; Actinopteri; Salmoniformes; Salmonidae
Product: L-rhamnose-binding lectin CSL3
Exons: 12
Coding region: 67-1020 (317 amino acids)
Molecular function (GO): carbohydrate binding
Source: RefSeq, a predicted model, not a curated record